Molecule: messenger RNA, 4143 nt
Organism: Sycon ciliatum
Lineage: Eukaryota; Metazoa; Porifera; Calcarea; Leucosolenida; Sycettidae
Exons: 5
Coding region: 614-3619 (1001 amino acids)
Biological process (GO): G protein-coupled receptor signaling pathway
Cellular component (GO): membrane
Molecular function (GO): G protein-coupled receptor activity
Source: RefSeq, a predicted model, not a curated record
GAGUUGCCCUAUCCAGUAUCCACACCGCACAUGCACAAUUAUUGAACGUGGUGAAACUGCUGCAUGCACGUCUGGCUUUGGCUUGCCAGUCAAACAUCACACUCGUGCUCACACAAAUCCACCCGCGCUCUUCACUUCCGUCGAUCAGCUGCAUGCGCGCUCAAGCCAUCUGAACUCUGACUAGUAUCUGAGCAUGGUCGAUCGUUCACGUAACUCGUUGUAUUGAAAAACUAAAGCCGACCAUCAGACAAGGCGCAUACGUCUUGUUAGUUUCAGAAGUAAUAGUAAUACUAAUACUAAUAGUAAUAGUCAGUGUAGUUGGUUACUUCGAGUGUAGACUGUAGUGGUAGCCCUUACCUUAGUCCUUGCCUUGGUCACAUCACUCAAAUGUCUGAUUGUGUUGAUGACACUUUGAUACUUUAAAUCUCGGGAUUAUAUUCCUGCUAUUUCAAACCGUCACGGUCUGAUAUCUGCAAGGUCUGGACCGCGCACCGCGAGAUUGGCGCUCGCUGAAUUUUGGAGCGCUUGUGAGGCGAACGGGCCCUUUCCGAAAUUUAAUUGGCGGAGGUCACACGAGGCAAAACAACCACUGCGACGUGGAGUGGUGAAGGAGAUGGUGGCUAUACCGCGUUCAUGUGCACGUCGCUGCAGUGGCGGUUGGCUAGCACAAGCACCAGUGUCAACAGCAUCGUGCUCUUGGACUUCGGCCAAACACCAUGGUGUGGCCGUAUUGGCCAUACUGGUGGUAGUGCUAGCACCGGUGAUACCUGCAACCUCUCACACUGAAGCAGCAGCAUGCAGGGAAACUGCAUCAGCAAGCUUUCCCUCACUGGAUAUUCUUAGGGAAGAUCUUUUCAACAAGAGUCAGCGCGGAUCUGUGUCACACCAGCAGUAUGUUGUUGCAGUGUUCGAUGCAAUGGAGGAAGCAAUGACGAAGUGCAAGAGCAAAAGCCUAACUGGGAACUUGGCAAACAACGUGAGUUAUGAAGGAAUUGACAUGGCCGUGUUCAUGGACGGCGCACAGGGCAGAUUUGCCAACGAGGAGCAACAGUUUGGUUUCAACAAUGCACGCACGCUGGUGAACCUUCUCGCUGCAGCACCACCACGUGCCGCCCAGAAGGGUGUAGGUGCAGCUAGGUCUGCAUACUGCCUUGAUGAGUCAUGUCCGACUGAGUCUCCUGGCGUGACUCCCUCGGCAACAGGUGAUGCUGCUAGCCCCGAAUCAGCUACGGCAAGUGGAUGUGAGUGCAAAGAUUGCAACAUCUGGUUCAACGAUAUCUUUCUGGACACUCUCCUGCAGAGCGCAGUGGAAAGUCAUGAGCGUAUUGUAGCAGCUGGAAUGUGCUGGAGGAACUCGCCGGAUUCUGCUGAUUGUCGAAAUGUGGCCAUUGUGAAUGAUUUCCCAGUAAAGCAGCGGCAGCAGAAUGUCGGCUUAUCGCUUUGCACCAAGCCCUGGUUGUGGGAGCAGCCAAUGAGGUCGUUCAAGAAUUUCACGUCUUACAGUACCAUUGCAAUUGAUGAUGAUGUGGAAUUGGUACCUAAAACUUGGUUAAACAACAGUAUAAUAACAGAUAAAGACAAAUACGCUGGUCUCAGCAUACCUCAGCUACCGAAUGAGAUGAUAUCAUGGAGUACAGUACAUGCACAGUGCAGGGACAAUGAUAGUCCACAGUGGGUGCACCUACUGACUAUUCCUCUUAUCGCCAAUUGUUCACAACGCUUGGCCUCGCUGGGCAUGUGCAACUCAACCAGAGAGCUUGACGAGGUGGUGAUGGUAGGUUCUUCCUGGAUUGCUGUGUCACUGAGCUCAUACAAUAUCAAUCAGUGUGCUGGUCCUACCCGCACUCCGCCGUCCGAUGUGUUUUACGGCUCAUCACUCUGCAACAAAGUCUAUACGUCAGCAAAUCAAACAUUGGAGUGCGUGGAUGUACGCAGUGCAUUUCAGGCAUACAGUUACAACUGCAUAUGCCCUGAGCGUACGUACUUUAGUCCAGCAGCCGCUGAAAAAGGGCUGUUAGAAAACCUCUCUCAACUGAGUUCUUACACUGGGAUACUGGUGAAAUCACUCGUGCUGGAUGGGAGCAAUCACGUGAAGGCUGUGUACAAUCGGUCAGCUUGCUUGAGCUGCCAACGUGGCUGCAUCUCCUGCAAUGACUCAACGCCGUGCCUGCGCAAGGACGACCUGCGUCUGCGCACGCCUCUGCUGCUGCUGACUCUGUUGGUGAUGGUCGGUGCUGUCGUGGUGGCCGCUGUGCUCUGGAAGUCCUGGGAUACACAGAUUGUAGUGUCGUCGGUGGGCCCCUAUCUCUUUGCCAUACUGCUCAGUGCAAUGCUGGCCUACCUGGAGGCAAUUGUCCUGUUCAGUGAGCUUAGCGACACCAUCUGCGCCAUUCAGCCAUGGCCCCGCCACAUGGGAUUCAUACUGAUCUUCGGCUUUCUAUUUGCCAAAGUGUGGCGUGUACAGGUCCUGGCUAGAAUGCCGCCAGGGAGUAUUUCACCUGGGCACCUGGACAAAACGAUCGUACUCUGCAUCAGCUGCUUGGCAUCGGUUAUGCUUGUGGUGCUUAUCAUCUGGACAGCAGUAGCGGCCCCGCACGUCACUAUUAAAACGGACGCUAAUGAAAAUAGCUAUGAACUAUGCACGGUGACUGAGUGGAGAUAUGCCAUACAUGGAGUGGAAGUACUCCUGCUUCUCUUGGCUUGCUUGGUGGCGCAACGGACACGUCGCCUUGUCUUGGAGUGGCCAGAGUUCAAGUUCAUCACAUUGCCAUUCCUGAACGCGGCCAUUAUCAAGAGUCUCAUUGCCAUCUUCUACUUCACUCUAAUGCCAGACAAGUAUGCAGAUUAUUUGUAUUUGCUGCAGUUUUUCGAGAUGCACUUCACCGUCACCUCACUGAUUGCGGUCCUAUGCGGACACAAGCUCUACUUCAUAAUCAGGCACAAAGAAGACCGAGACAUCGGUCCGACAGUCCCGCUGAAUACCCUCCCUGGUAACGCUCCUGGAAACUCUAUGGGGGUGGGGGAACAGUACAUGACGGAAAGCAGCACCUAUGGUGUCAUCAAUGGAAGCACUUGUGGUGCGGACAACCGCCGGGAGUCGGAGGCGGAGAUCCAGUCAAUCAGCGAUUUCCCGCAGCAGCAGCUCCAAAUUUACCACACCCAGCAAACUCAAGACUCUUCGCAGACCGAAGUAGUUCCAGGAAAGGUUUCUCUUCGCCAUGUUCUGUUGAGUUGCUUUUCAGGCUCCUUUGCAGAUGAGUUGGACACGCCACCUUCCACCGCUGGCAAUGGAGCCUCAGGUAGUGUGCCUAGUGGAUCAAAUCAGGGUUCCAGUGCAGAUGACUCGCCACACCCGUCACUGGCCAACGACGCACUCAUGGAUGGCUCUACAGCUGGCAAAGAUAGGGACCGUGCGGGAUCAGUGCAGUCCGGUGUUCAUUCUACCAGCGAGACAGAUGCGGCCAUCAACGCCAAAAAACGUCGCAGUCCAGCGUUUGUAAGGUUGCAAGGAGGCAUAUACGGAGGAGUUCCCGUGUCCAAGCCUGCAGCCAGAUCACCUUUAGUACCCCAGCACGUGCCUCCAGAACCAGUCCUCGCUCGGCACGAAACAUCAUUGUAAUGACACAUGGUCAUAGAAUUACCUUGGCAUCAUGCUAGAUGACACAGCAGCCUACCAGCACUUCAACUGCAAUCCUCGCCAACUUUAAAAUACUCUUUAAAGACGUUCAUCUUUUUGCAGCUAGUUUUGAAAACUUAGCCUGGCUGGAAGUGUUUUGCUUCUGGUGAAAUGCCAUGUAUAAUAAUAUCAAAUGUUCACCCUAUAGUGAUAAUAACCACUUCAAGUAGGGAAAAGGACAAACGCAACUGGAUUUGAAGUUCAUGCAACUAUAUGCUCUGUGCACUUGAUAGCUGUUGAGAAGCAUGGCUAAGAGAUAUGGAAGGUAUCCUUUGAAGAACUCUAUGCACAUUGUUAUCUACUUUAUAUUAGAGUUGUUAUUGGUGAAUAUGAACUCUUCUAUUACAUACAAUGAAUUGCUCACCACCAGUGAGCCUUGAUUGACUACAAAUCUUGUAAAUCUAUUGAAUAAAUAUCAAGCACCAUCUUUUAAAAUAAUGGCAGGCUGUAGAGACUGUGAUUGUGAA